AUGAAUGCCAGCCGCGAUUUCGGUCGCAUACUCCGAAACGCAUUCCUGUGUGACUUGCGUCCUACCCCGAGCACCGGCCGCCACCAGAACUGCCCGCCCGCGUGCGCCGUAAUGUAUGCAAAACGGGUCGUAAAACCGAAGGUCGUCGUCAGGCGCGCGGCGCGGCGCGGCCGAGCACCUGCAGUGGCUUUUCGUGCGACGCCGCCGCGCUCCGCCCCGCGCAGCCUCGGCAGUUCGCUCAGCAGCCCCAGCACCAGCAGCCCACCCGCCCUUUCCUGCCCCGCCACGCCCUCUCCGCGCUGCCCACCACCACCUACAACCCUGCCCCCUUCACUACUCAGCCCCGCUCGCGCCUCUCGACUCUGCCGCAUCCGCCGGGCGCUUCCGCGGGCGCCCACUCGCGCGCUGGCGGUCCCAGCGGCGCCCAGCGCGCCCGCCCCCGCCCCCGCCCUUGUGCACGCCCCCGCGCGCGAAAGUGACAGCGGCGGCGCCGGACGCGGCGGCGGAGGCGGCUCCGGCGGCGCUGCAUCGUUCGUCGCGCGAGUGACGCGAGCCUGCAAGAGGAUGAUCAUGAAGUUCGAUUCGGUGUACCCCAAGGAAAAGCCUAGCACCAUCUUCGGACCCAAGCACACCAAGUGCUGAGGAGAGCGGCGGCAGCGCGUGGGCUCCGUGCUGGGCGUUCGCAAGACCCUCGCCUGCAGCCAUCCUCCGCCGUCCUCAACCGUCCUCGGCUCUCGCCCUGCAUUAGCGCUGCGCAGGAAAUUACGCAGACACCCCGGCGGGCGGCAGUCGCACUACUACAUGAAUAUUUAUGAAGAGGCGUGGGACGCGCUGUCCUCAUGCCAGUAG
This is a messenger RNA of Gryllus bimaculatus (two-spotted cricket), 849 nucleotides long. NCBI's taxonomy places the organism in Eukaryota, Metazoa, Arthropoda, Insecta, Orthoptera, Gryllidae. The record is from the annotation of a GenBank genome assembly.